GAGAGACAGAGAGCGAGAGCGAGAGCGAGAAAGGUUGACAGAGGCAGACAGAGGGAGAGAGCGAGAGAGAGAGAGAGCUAGGGAGCGAAAGAGCGAGAGAGAGAGAGAGCUAGGGAGCGAAAGAGCGAGAGAGAGCCGCACACAGUACACACUGAUAGAAACAGAGAGAAAUAGGUUGAAAGUGAGACAUUGAGACAGUGUAGUGAUACUGAUUGGAAGAAAAGAAGAAGAACGGAGAAACAGACUGACACAAAGUUAGACCAGGAGGGCAGAGAGAGACAGAGAGAGAGAGACAGAUAGAGAGGCAACAUGUGUCUGAUGUGAUAAAUUCUACUCUUUCCCUCUAAAUAGACUGAGAGACGAACCUUGAGGACAGGCUGAGGGGCCCUAAUACUGAGACUUGGACUGAAAGAAGAGGACAGUCACACACAGACUGACCCUGCUUUUGGUCUGUUAGUGCUGCUCAGGGUGAUCUGAGAUGGUCAGACUAUAUACCUACAGCUAUGAAGAACAGUGUGGACACACCUGGGCAGACUUGAAUGGACGCACAGACCUGAAUACUCCUGGACAUAUAAAUAGACCUGCACUCAGAACCCUGACCACACUGAGACCUCCACUGCUCUGAACAAGCCUCACCAUUGGCCAGCCACAUCCUGACCAGUGGCUGUUCCCGGUGGGCAGGGUUAAGAUGAGCCUGUCCAAUCAAAGCUGUGGUAGUAGCAUUGAUGACUUGCGGCGCUACCAACAUCAUGUUUACGCAGUUGUUUACAGCGUCAUCUUGGCCCCGGGCCUUCUGGGUAAUGUCCUGGCUCUUUGGGUGUUCCAGGCAUACGUCAGGGAGACCAAGAGAGGAGUGGUGUUCAUGAUGAACCUGGCUGUAGCUGAUCUCAUGCAGGUCCUCUCCCUACCUCUCCGUAUCUACUACUACCUGAACCAUACCUGGCCAUUCGGCCAGCCUCUCUGCAUGUUGUGUUUCUACCUGAAAUACGUCAACAUGUACGCCUCUAUAUUCUUCCUGGUGUGUGUGAGUGUGCGGCGCUGUGAGCUCAUCAUGCACCCGCUGAGGUACCGUUCCAACAGACGACGAGGGGACAUGUGUGUAUGUGCCGCUGGCUGGUUGCUGGUCUGUCUCGGCUGUCUGCCUUUCCCUCUGCUCCGAAACACCAGCCUGACCCCUGACCUCUACACUCACACUGCCCCCUAUGACCUUACCCCUAACCCCUAUGCCUCCAGUCCUAGCUCAUAUGCCCCAGCCCCCACCUCUUCCCCAACCCCUACACCUGGCCCUACCUCCCUGGUGGCGGUGUGUUUUGCGGAGCUCCCCAUGCGUGAAGUCAGCCCUGCGGCCGGCUGGGCUCUGAUGGUGGGGGCGGAGCUGGUUGGCUUCAUCCUCCCUCUGAUCCUAGUUCUGACCUGCGCCUGUCUGUCAGCCGGCAGCCUGCGAGUCCACAGGGGGGAGGGGGAGGGGGGAGGGGUGAAGGACCAUGGGGAGAAGAAGAGGGCGUUGAGGAUGGUGUUGAGCUGUGCCGGGGUGUUCCUGCUCUGCUUCUCCCCAUACCAUGUCACCAUGCCACUAGACUUUCUGGCAAAGGCCGAUGCCCUGGGGAGCUGUGAGGUCAGAGAGAUGGUGCUGCGAUGCCAUCCUGUCACCCUCUGUCUUGCCAGUCUCAACUCAGGACUGGACCCUCUCAUGUAUUACUUUACUACAGAUGAGUUUAGGAGAAGAUUCAGCAGGCCAGAAAUACCUGAGAGCUUCAGUCUGGCUCCAAGACUAUCCUGUACUAGUGGUGGGGGGGAGAAGGACCUGCCUCUGACACCUGAACCUGAACUAUAACCCCUCAGCAGGCCAGCGAUACCUGAGCGCUUCAGUCUGGCUCCAAUAAUCUCCUGUACUAGUGGUGGGGGGAGCAAGGACUUGCCUCUAACCCCUGACCCUGGCCCCAAGACUGUCCUGUACUGGUGGAGUCUGUAAGACUGAACCCUGACCUCUAACCCCGAGACUGUCCUGUUCUGCCAUGGACAGCAAGGCAUGGGGGGAAAGAGAAACAAGGACAAAGACUGAACCCUGACCUCUAACCACAAAACUGUCCUGUUCUGCUGUGGACAGCAAGGCAUGGGUGAAGAGGGGAAACAAGGACAAAGGGAACAAGGAGAGCGUUUCAAAUGUGAACUAAAGACAGUUUAUUACUCCAAAUGUGGACAUCUGCUGGACUGCGUUUGGAACUGCCGGUCUGUGGUAAAAAAUGAGCGUUCAUCUCAGCCUAGGCUGCCCUUCAGUCCCUAGACUUUUUGGUCCUGGUGGAGAUAUGGAUCACCCCAGUGAACACUGCUACUCCAGUUGCCCUGUCUUUAUCUGACUACGUUUUCUCUCAUAGUCCAAGAGCAUCUGGUCAUCACCGUGGUGGCACAGGGCUACUCAUUUCUCAUAAUGGGAGAUUUUCUCCUUCUCCCUCACCUGUCCAUCUCCUCAUUUGAAUUCCAUGCUGUCACUGUCACUUGUCAACUAAAGCUUAACAUUGUUUUAAUCUAUCGCCCAUCAGGGUCCCUUAGAGAGUUCCUCAAUGAGCUUGACACCUUGAUAACCUCAUUUCGUGACAAUGGCUCACCGCAAUCUCCUUUUCUUUCUCCCUUUCCUCCAACCAUAACCACUCAGCCCCUACCUAGAUGGUCAUGCACUGUCGCAAUCUUCUCUCUCUCUCUCCCACUACUCUCUCCUCUUCUAUCCUAUCUUCUCUCCCUUCUGCUAAAUCCUUCUCCCUCCUGUCUCCAUAUUCUGCCUCUUCGACCCGACUGUCCUCUUUUUCUGCAUCCUAUGACUCUCACUGUCUCCUUUCCACCGGCCGGCUCCCAACCGGCUCGGGCUUCCCUUCCUGCUCCGUGGCUGAGUGACUCAUUACGAGCUUACAGAACAGGGCUGCAGGCAGCUGAAUGACUCAUUAGGAGCUUACAGAACAGGGCUGCAGGCAGCUGAGUGAAAAUGGAGGAAAACUAAAUCAUUAUUUUACUCCCUCUUCUCCACCUUCUGUUCCUCUGUGUCUGUUGCUAAAGCCACUUUCUAUCACUCUAAAUUUAAGAUUCUGCCUCUAACCCUAGGAAACUAUUUUCCUCGCCUUAAUCCCCCUCCCUCCUUCCUUCUCCCUCUCUGCAGACGACUUUGUCAACCACUUUGAACAGAAGGUUGACGACAUCCACUCCUCAUUCACUAUUGAAUCCACUGGUCCCAGAACUACCCUACGCCUGGACUUUUUUUUCGCCAGAUGAAAUCCUGCGACUAGUGAUUUCCGUCCGCCCGACAAUCUGCCCGCUCAACCCCACACCCUCCUCCCUUCUCCAGACCAUCUCUGGGAGACCUUCUCCCAUUCCUCACUUCCCUCAUCAACUCAUCCCUGACCACUGGCUGCAUCCCCAAAAUAGCAGAGUCGCUCCCCUCAAGAAACCAACAAUUGACAUCAGAAACUAGAGAACGAUAUUCUAGAUCCUAAACAGUCAGGCUUCAAGACGGGUCACUCAACCCAGACUGCUCUCCUCUGUGUCACGGAGGCUCUCCACACUUCUAAGCUGACUCUCUCUCGGGUUCUCAUCUUCUUAGAUCUAUCCGCUGCCUUAUGGUGAACCAUCAGAUCCUCCUCUCAACCCUCUCAGGGCUGAGCGCCUCAGGCUCUGCCUCCUCUCCAUCCUCUCAGGGCUGGGCGUCUCAGGCUCUGCCUCCUCUCCACCUCUCAGGGCUGGGCGUCUCAGGCUCUGUCUCCUCUCCACCUCUCAGGGCUGGGCGUCUCAGGCUCUGCCUCCUCUCCAUCCUCUCAGGGCUGGGCGUCUCAGGUUCUGCACACUAUUGAAUUGCAUACUACCUGGCAGGCUGCUCCUACCAGGUGAUGUGGAGAGGUUCUGUGUCUGCACCACGCGCUCUCACUACUGGUGUCCCCAGAUUUCGUUCUAGGCCCUCUCCUCUUCUCUCUAUAGACCAAGUCACUCAGCCACCCCCUUCGGACACACAGUUGGCAACACGCAUCUCUGUGUGCCACCUCAACCUCGAGAAGACAGAGCUGCUCUUCCUCCCGGAGAAGGCCUGUUGCUCCAAGACCUCACCAUCAUGAUUGACAACAUCACAGAGUCUGCCUCCCAGAGUGCAAAGAACCUUGGGAUGAAACCAGGCCCUUGUCAUCUCCAGUCUGGACUACUGCAACUCGCUGUUGGCUGGGCUCCCGUUUGUGCCAUCAAAGCCCUGAAAUGUAUCCAGAAUGCCAAGCAGCCCACCUGGUGUUCAACUUUGCCAGGUUCUCCCAUGUGACACCACUCCUCUGCACACUCCAAUGGCUUCCAGUUGAAGCUUGCAUCCACUACAAGACCAUGGUACUUGUCUACGGAGCAGCAAGAGUAACUACCCCUCCCUACCUCCAGGCUCUGGUCAAACCCUACACCAACCCAUCCACUACAAGACCAUGGUACUUGUCUACGGAGAAGCAAGAGUAACUGCCCCUCCUUACCUUCAGGCUAUGCUGAAACCCUACACCCCAAACCAAGCACUCCACUUUUCCACCUCUGGUCUCUUGGCCCUCCCACCCCUAUGGCAACUCCCGCUCAGCCCAGUCAAAGCUCUUCUCUGUCCUGGCACCCCAAUGGUGGAACCAGUUCCCCUUGAAGCUAGGACAGCAGUCCCUGGCCAUCUUCCCAAAACAUCUGAAGCCCUACCUCUUCCAAGAGUAUCAUAAAAUAAUCCUACACCCCCCCCAAAAUUAAAAUAUCCAUUCGUGAACUAACACUCACAAGUUCCCCCCCAAAUAACACUGACUUUGCUAAUAGCUACAUUAUUGAGGAAUAAUCUACUUAGUAUGACUGAGCUAUAUGGUUGUCCCACCUAGCUAACCCUAUCCCUAUCUUGAGAUGAAUGCACUAACUGUAAGUCACUCUGGAUAAGAGCUUAAUGACUAAAAUGUCAAUGUAAAUCUGCUGGACACUGAAGUUCAGCUGAAUCUGGGGAGAAAUGAUUCUGUGAAUAUUAAGCUUGCUAACUGUUAAGUCUCGAAGAAGAGUUUUAACUCUAAAUACUUUGGACCGUGCUGAAAUGCCUGAGGUUAAUUAAAACAUAUUUUUUUCGA
Molecule: messenger RNA, 5096 nt
Organism: Oncorhynchus kisutch (coho salmon)
Lineage: Eukaryota; Metazoa; Chordata; Actinopteri; Salmoniformes; Salmonidae
Gene: gpr174
Product: G protein-coupled receptor 174
Exons: 3
Coding region: 689-1834 (381 amino acids)
Biological process (GO): positive regulation of Rho protein signal transduction; phospholipase C-activating G protein-coupled receptor signaling pathway
Cellular component (GO): plasma membrane
Molecular function (GO): G protein-coupled receptor activity
Source: RefSeq, a predicted model, not a curated record